Molecule: messenger RNA, 489 nt
Organism: Parnassius apollo (apollo)
Lineage: Eukaryota; Metazoa; Arthropoda; Insecta; Lepidoptera; Papilionidae
Source: the annotation of a GenBank genome assembly
AUGUCUGAAAAUGAAAAUGAUGACAAAUAUGAUGUUUCAUCUAGUUGUGAAUCUGAAGAUGAUCAUGGAAAUGACAUGCCACCAGAAACUAAUGAUUGGGUUAUUGUCAAUUUAAUAUCAAUGAAAAAUUUGGUACAUCGUUAUGUUGGACAAAUUCAUUCUGUUACAGAUUCUGAUGAAAAAAGACACAACUACAUGAAGUACAAAAUGGGCUUCAGUCGGAAGAUACUUUUGGCAGAUGAGACUGUUUCUACUAAAUUUUAUUGUCAAGAGGAUCGCAAAAGACGGCUAUCUGAUGCUGGACCUUCUGGUAAAGUGUUCCUUAAAAGACAAAGAGUUAAUCUUGUCACAAAAUGUCUCCAAACACAAAGAACUACUGAAGUCCAUACUGCAUGUUUACAAAAUGAUGAUGAUAUGAUACAACAAAUUAUUGAGCUUAUAGAAGCACCAAAACUCAAGACAAAGAAACAGUCACCGACCUUAUUAUAA